AUGCAUCCAGUAGGACAACAACAACAACAGCAACAACGUCGUGGUAAUUCAACUAGAAUGCCAUUGAUGUAUUCCCCUUCUUUGCCACCUGCUCCACUAUUACCAGGUCCACCGCAAGCAUUACGAUAUGGUGUACUCGGUAAUUUUCAACAGCCACCAGUGAGCAGCGGUGGAAUGAAACAUCAUCAACGUGGAAGUGGAAAUCGUGGUGGUCGAGGCUCAACUAUAAUCCAUCGGCAAACACGUCCAACACCUGGUUCUCGUUAUCAUCCAUAUCCAUUUCGCCAGCCAUUACCUCCUCAACAACAGCAACGUUUCUAUCGUCCCGCUCAGCAAUUACAGCGUACUCCUGCUGCAUUGAUGGGUACUCCACCUGGUAUGUCACAAUCAGAAUAUGAGCUAAUUCAUUCCGCACAAGUUCAACGUGAUAAGAAAAAACUCGAUGUAUUGGCACCAUCGAAUACAACACAAUUUCUUAUACGUGAUCAUAAUCGUCAAUCAACACCUUCAUCAAUAGCAACUCCAACACCUACUCAUCCAACAACUCCUUCUCCAUCAGCAACGCAGCAAGGCCAACCAUCAUUACCAUAUGAUCAAAUGUUCGAAAUGGGUGAUGUUGAUGCACAAAGUGAUGAUACAGAAAGCAAUCAAGGAUUUGGUUUUGGUGAUGUUGAUCCAUCGGUUGAUAAUGAUUUUAAUGAUAUUUAUUAUCAAUGUCGCUAUGAACGAUAUGCUGCUUUUAGUCGAGCUGCUUUACUCAAUGAAGUUUUAUCACUUUGUGCUAAUAUUGAUCGUUUACAACAUGAAAAAAGUGAAGUUGAAAAACGUCUACGCGAUGUACAACAACAUCUUUAUGAUUUAACAACUGCUACAAAUGGCAUUCAAGAACGUCCAAUUCAGGAAGAAAUAACUCAACUUACUGAUGAUCAAACACGGCUUCAAGCGUCAGUACAAGAUCAACAGCAGACUGAUUCGAAUGCUACUAAUGAUGUUAAUCAUAUAGAUGAUGAAUUACAACCACCAGUAUCAUCUCAGCCAAUAGUAACCGAAAACGAAGUAAUGAAUGAAUCCUUACCAGUCACAACUUUACCUGAAAGCAACGAAAGUGAACAACAAAUUGUUCAUGACUAG
Messenger RNA from Rotaria socialis, 1131 nucleotides. Lineage: Eukaryota; Metazoa; Rotifera; Eurotatoria; Philodinida; Philodinidae. The record is from the annotation of a GenBank genome assembly.